AUUGUGAUCAGAUUAUAAAUGUACCUGUCUGUUUGGUUUUUGGUUAACCGAUACAUUUCACUGUAGAGACCGAAUGAACCAAUCAUUUGACUGAUUCCUCUAUCGAUUGUUGAGAGUGUGACUGUGGGGGGACCUUACCGAGGCAAAAACAUGAAGCAAGAACAUGGGUGACUGAGCAUACCAUUUAUAAACUUCAACUACAGCAGAUAAAGAAGGAGAUAAUUGUUUGCGAUUGUCAAAAGUGUGGUCCAGUUAUGAUAUAACCUCAUGGGGGAAGAAAGAGAUCGCUAUCAUACUUAUGACUUCAUAUUGAAUCACAGAUAUUUGAGGUAGAUUACACAGCUAAUAGAUGCAAACAAUACAAGCAUUCGCUUUGUACUACUUAUGCUUUUACAAUAACAAACUAAAUUUUUAAUAGCUGCUUUACCGAGAGCCAUUAAGAGAAGAACCAAAGAAAUUUGAAACUGUAUCUCUGUUUUGACAAAAAAAUAUGUGUUCUGUCAAGAUCUAAUGCUUCAUUAUGAGGUUUUUUUUUGUGUAACGAGUGAGAGUGUAUUAUUUCCCUUGAUUUAUACAUUGUGCACACUAUACAUUUAAAAGCCAAAGGAGUUACAUUGUAUAUUUGUAUGUAGGAUUAUCCUAGAUAUUCUAGACUGUACACAAACAUAGUGUACGUACGAUUUUAUAUAUGAAUCCUCAGAUUGAAACCUAGUUGAAAUUAAAGAAACAGAGGUAUGAAGCUUUAGGACAUUGCUUGUGCUUGAAUGUAAUAGAGUCUCUGUAAUAAGGUCGAAAGUAUACAAAGCUGGAUGUGAAGUACAAUUCUCCGUGAACCUCUCAUAAACAAUUAAUAUGCAUCAGCCUCUCGAGAUUUUGCACUCAAAACGGUUUCAGAAUCAUGUAUAAAACUAUAUCACCAAGUGCAUGGAACAAAAGAUUCACGAAUCCUCUCUAUAAUUGGUUUCAUAAAUGGUACUUAGGCACAUAUCAUUUGUAGAAGAGCUACAUAUAAUAAUCAUCACAUCUUCACCAAAAUACUACUCAAUAAUUGAUGAAAAAAUAUACUACUAAUUGAUUUAACAAAUAGCACAACACCGCCUACAAGGAUCCAAAACCGAGAAUGGCUCUACAAGAUUUCAUAUGAGAGAAGUUAUAGCUAGUGUUCAAUAUCUGAAGCAUAACGCUGAGACUUCAAUAUGAAUUACUAAAUGAGACUAACACGAUGGACACAGCCACAAGUGAUGUUAUAGAGGAGAGCAUCAGCAAGCAGAGCCUUCUCUUGGUGAUAGACAAACAAACAAAAUCAAUCCCACGUGCGUGUAUAUAUUAGGUUUUGGUUUCGGUGUCGGUGAUCAGCUUUUUAAUUUAUUUUCUUAUUUUUAUAUAAAAGUUAAACAAACAAAAUUAAUCCCACGUGCGUGUAUAUAUAUAUCCUAAUUAAAUCAAAACCCUCAACGAUAGCCAAAAGCGUUGUUGGUGUAGUUUCAAAGGGAAAAAUAUGUUAAGGCAGCUUUUAUCAGGUUUCAGCUCAAUUCAUGUUGGGUUGCAGGUGGGAUAUUUGAUUUCGAUACUAAUAGAAAAAGGGAUUCCGAUACUGUUAGAACAAACAUCCCGACGAUUCCCAAAGAGAAAAGUCAAAAGUUUUGGGGUAGAAGACAGGAUAAGUGCGUUACCAGACGAUUUGCUUGUGCGGAUAUUGUUGCUUGUGCCAACAAAAGAUGCAGUGGCUACUAUGAUUUUGUCAAAGCGAUGGCGGUCUAUUUGGACGAUGGUGCCAAAGCUCGACUACUUAGAGAUGAUCAGUGAUGAUACAAACAAAGUAGUUAUUGGCGGUUUACUUGGUCGUUUACUUGGUCGUUUACUUGAGCGAUUUUUUGUCAGAAGUGAUCAGAAACGACUGUGGCUUUUGCGGUUUAUCGACGAGUCACUACAAGCCCAUAAGGCACCUGUUUUAGAAGCAUUAGCUAUAGGAGUCGAUAGAGGAGGUCACGUUGAUGUUGUUGAUGUUGGAAAUUGGAUUAAAAAAGCGGUUCAUAGUAGAGUGCGUGAGCUAGGGUUUAUUCUCAGAUGGUCCGCGGAGCCUACUAGGUUACCUAAUAACCUUUACACAUGUGAUACACUUGUUUCUCUAGGUCUUUCCAACAAGAUUCUUGUGGAUGUUCCUUCUCCAGCAUGCCUCCCAUCCCUCAAAUAUGGCGAAGCAAUUGAGGGAAGUUUAGUAAUAGAUUCUCCGGCUUUAAGGAAAAUCUUCAUCACAGAUCACUCGAUAGACUCUUACUCGAUCGAAAACGAACCUCGCCUUGAGAAGGCAAAUAUCAACUUCCGUUGUUACCCUGAUGACAGGUUUAGGACAUCUAUUUCCUCAGUCAUGUGUCUCGAAUUAGUUUUGAGCUUUGCAACGUUUUCCUGGUUUAGCACUAUUGGCUACUCUUAUCUUAUGGAGUGUAAGAUAAUACUUGUACACGAUUUAGACUGGUUACAACCACUAAUGUUUUUGCUUCAGAAUUCUCCUAAUCUAAAAGUUCUUCUCAUCGACAAGGUUGGUACUCUAAUUCAUUCAAGUAAUAAAAUAAAAAGUAAAUGUGAUUCACAACCCUUGGGGAUUGCUUCACAGACAUUCAUUCAAGUUGCGGAGGAGUUGCCACUUUCAUGGAACCAACCAAGUUCUGUUCCCGGAUGUUUGUCAACCCAUCUAGAGAUCUUUGAGUGGAGAGAAUACAAAGGAAGAAACGAAGAGAGAGAAUUCAUAAACUACAUCUUUGCUAACUCUAAGUGUUUAAAGAGAGCUGGAUUCUCUCUGAAAUCAACCGGCAACCAUAAAGAUAGAAAGAAUAUGAAAGAUUUGGAGUCUAUGUAUAGGGUUUCCACAUCAUCCCAGCUUCUAUUUUCCACUCAGGUGGAAUAUAUGAGUGUUUCAGGUGAAACAAGGGAGUGAUUUUAUUUCAUAUGGUUCAUGUGUGUUUGCCAUUAGUCAAGUGGUUUCUUCUAAUCAUUUUGUUGUAUGAAACCAACUAAUUUUAUUUAAUUAUAUUGUCCAUGUUUGUUUGCCAUUAGUCAAGUGGUUUCUGUUAAUCAUUCUGUUGUACUAAACCAUCAAAUAUAUCGGGAAGAAGCACACAUUGACUUUGUGGUGUAAGUAUUGUAUAUCAAAUCAUUGGUGUUCAUACAUGCAGUGUGUGUAUAUACAGUAUACACAACAUAUGAUACAUCUAGAGUCUAUAGAUUCCGUGUUCCAAAGUAUCAGAUUUUGAAUUUGAUUUUUUUAAGAAUGCAGUCAUGACUUUGAGUUUGAAUUUCUUAAAAGUAAAUAUACGUGCCCAUUUUGAUAAACAGUAAAUAAAAAGCACGUGUAUGUGUUUUUUUUUUUUUGCUAUGAAGGUACGUAAUUUGCUAACAAUUUUUUUUCUAUGAACGUAAUUUGCUUACAAAUUUAGAAGUGCUUAGUCAAAGCAGUUAAUGCUGCUUAGUUUAUUUGAAUACAAAAGUCAAAGUCUCAGUAAUGCUGCUUGGUUUAUUUGAAUACAAAACUCAAAGUCUCUGAAACGUUCUUUAGUUUUGUAUAUAAAUAAACCCUAAUUGGUCACAUAAGAUUCUAUUACAAGCGGAGCAUCGGAACAGCGAGAAUGCUGUGCAUAAGUGUAC
Brassica rapa (field mustard) is the source of this 3642-nucleotide messenger RNA. RefSeq names its product putative FBD-associated F-box protein At1g05080. Lineage: Eukaryota; Viridiplantae; Streptophyta; Magnoliopsida; Brassicales; Brassicaceae. Gene Ontology annotation, molecular function: protein binding. The record is from RefSeq and is a predicted model, not a curated record.